AGGAAUAAUAUAUAUAUAUUUUUUUUCAUUUUGUUUUCACACCCUCAUAUACACACCUACUUUGAUUAACCUUUCUACCUCUUAUACAGCCAGCGAAGAGACUUUAUUCCAUGAUGUCAGGCACACAAACCCCUCAGUCAACUUGUGUGGAUAUGCCAGAUGUUGCAACUCCUAAGUGGCCUGUAAUGUCACCCGUUCAAAACAUCCACACUCUCAUGCUUCUCCGGUUCACUUUAACCCCACUCUGCCCAGCAACGUCCAUUCAGGAAGACAAGUGCGGUUUGUGUCACCCCCUGUUGGCAGUACUCCACUGCAGAAUAUUACAGGGGAUUCAGUAUCCUUCCCCAUGCAACUAUGCACUUCACGAGAUUUCACCUGUCUUUUCUAAUAAUCAACAGGAAUUGCAGUUACCCCAUGCACUCCCUACUCCUGCUAGAAAAAUGCAGCAUCUGACGUCACAAGUGCAGGGAAAUUGGGAAACACUGAUGAAUACUACAGAGAAACAAGAGGAAGCAAUUCGUAAACUUACCCAUGAACUAAAGACCGCUUCUACUCACCACACUGAUCAAGCUGCUAACAUGGCCACAAAAAUACAGGAAAAUCAACAGCAAGUUCUUACAUUGCUUUCUACAAACAAAACACAAGAGGAUGCUGAAACAGAUCAACUAACAUUAGCCAUUAACCUCAUGCUUACCACUGAAGUUCAAAAAGCAGAGUCUACCAUCGUUUCGAAGAUGCGCUUCAUGGUAAAUCGGCUUCAGGCAGAAGUACAGCAAGAUUUAAAAAACAUGCAACAAAACCUUCAAAAAAGUCAUGACCAGUUGACAACUGAAAUUCAGAAAUGUAAUCGUCAAACUGUUGAUGUCUGUGCAGAUUUUAAAAAGUUCCAGACUGAAGUGACUGAUCUGUGUAAAACACAGGAAAGUAAACUGCUGAGUAUGUUUAAAGAAAAUAAGCAGUCUACCACCCUUGUCACUCUUCCUGCCUCUACUCAAAUAACACUCACCUCUUCAAUACCUGUAUCUGCUUUUCCUGUGGCUAUAGGGGUAAGAAGUGACCACCUUAAACUGACUUUUCCAACUUUUGGCCGUCCUUCUGAUGAUUUUGACCCUUUGCUCUACGUAAUUCGCUGUCAAGAUAUCCUUGCAUUACAUACCCUUAUUGAUGCAGAUAUUUUGGCCAUGUUUUGUACUGUUUUAUAUGGAACAGCUCGUGACUGGUGGGAAGUUGCCAGAACAUCUGUAGCCUUCUGGACUGAAUUAGAGUCUGCUUUUCUGUUGAGGAACUGGUGAAAUUAGGCCAUCAGCUUGAGAAGGAUUUUGCUCAGCAACAAAAAUUUGAGGUACAGAAAAACAUUAAGCCACUUUCAAUGCCAUCAAGAAACCCCUCUAUUCCACCUAUAGAGAAGCCUCCUGUUCAGUACUGGCGGUGUAAAGGAUAUCAUUCGCCUGGAAAUUGUCCUCAUUUUGUUUAUGCCCCGUUUAACCAACACAGUAAUCAGCAUAGACCCAAUAAUGCCAAACGGUUCAGCCAACCAUUAAAGCCUAGUGGUCCACUACACCUUCUGGGAACACUGUGUCUAUAGGAGUUACACCUGAGACAUGUUUAAUAUCAGAAGACAUCAGCUUUGUCAAAAAGACACCUUCCAUUCACUUGCCUGUAAUCCCUCAGCAAAUAGUCGUGCCCAUUACUAUUGCUUCCUGGGUAGGGAAAGCAAUCCUUGAUACAGGAGCAAGUUACACAUUGAUUAACAGUCUAUGGACUGAACUUGUCCCGCAACCAAUUUUGCAGCCAUGGACCCUUGGGCCAUUAUAUUUUGCCAAUGGUGACGCUAAAGUCCCAUUAGAAUGGGUAACUUUGUCAAUUAUUCAUUCAAGAUGAGCCCUGAUGCAGACUAUCUUUUUCAGCCAGGCAAUGCAAGGGUUCCACACCAGUCGCCCCAUCUAAAAAGGAGGCCCAGUCAUCAAGAUGUCCAACAGAGCCUCUCUCUUCUUAGUUCAAUUCCUCCACCUCAAAUGCCAUUGCUUUCAAGUCCACAGGACGAUUUUAAGGAUCAAGAUCCUAUAGACCUUGCUGUAAAUAUUGCUCAUGUACCUCUUGAGGGAAAACAAAGACUUCGUCAACUCCUGGAAACCAACUCUAGGGUGUGUACUCUCCGUGUGGGACGUACCAAUGUUCUUCAGCAUCAGCUUUACAUGCUGUACCCAUCAAGCAGCAACCUUAUCGUCUUACUCCAUCGAAGCAAACUGUUGUGAAAGAGCAGUUGGAAGAGAUUUUGAAGGAAGGCAUUGUGGAAUCGUCUCACUCACCUUGGGCAUCCCCCAUUGUCCUAGUUCAAAAGAAAGAUGGAAAAAUGAGAUUCUGUGUUAAUUACAGGAAAGUUAAUCGUAUAACAGAAAGUGACGCCUACUGUCUUCCACACAUGACUGACAUACUUGAAUCUUUGUCUGGAGCAGCUAUUUUUUCAUCCAUAGAUCUUAACAGUGGAUACUGGCAGGUGACAAUGGAUCCUGCUAGCAAGCCCAUGACUGCCUUUGUCACCCCGUCUGGUGGGUUUUAUCAGUUUAGAGUCAUGCCCUUUGGAUUAAAAAAUGCUCCCGCAACUUUCCAAAGGCUGAUGGAGACUGUUCUUGGUGAACUCAGAGGAAAAAUCUGUUUCGUCUACAUCAAUGAUAUUAUUGUAUACUCUCCAUCUGUGUAACAACAUUAUGUGGACCUGCAAACUAUUUUCCACCUGUUGCAGACUGCUGGUUUGGCAAUCAAUCUUAAGAAAAGCAAAUUUUGUCUGCAAGAGUUGAUGUUCGUUGGUCAUCUAGUAAAUAUUCAUGGCAUUUCUACUGACCCAAGAAAAGUGGAAGCCAUAAAAGCCUACCCAGUACCUCGAAACAUCAAGGAGGUCCAGCGUUUCCUUGGACUUGCCGGGUGGUACCACUGGUUUGUCCCCAACUUUUCUCGGAUCGCAGAGCCCAUUAAUGCCUUGAAAAUGAAAGGACACACAUUUCAGUGGACAUCAGAUUGUCAGCAUGCUUUUGACCAGCUCAAAACCUGUCUUACCUCUCCACCCAUUCUUGCACAUCCAAAUUUUGAUCAUCCCUUUACUGUCUAUACAGAUGCCAUCUGUAUAGACAGUAAUACUAUACCAGUGGCCUAGGUGCAGUCUUGACACAGCGGAAGGACCAGGACACCGAACAGGUGAUUGCUUAUGCUAGCAGAACCCUCAGUAAGGCAGAAGCUAAUUACUCUGUGACAGAGAAAGAAUGCCUUGCCGUGAUACGGGCUCUGGACAGAUGGCAGCACUAUCUUGAGCCAAAAUUAUUAACUGUUGUUGUGACUGAUCAUUCUGCCUUACAAUGGGUAAUGAGCUCUACAAAAACCACCAGCUGACUCAUCAGAUGGGCUCUACGCCUCCAAAAAUUCGAUUUUAUCAUCGAGUAUAGAAAAGGCAGACUUAAUACAGUGGACCCACAUGCAACCUACUUACCAUACAGGAGCAAGAAGAAGAGUUGCCUAUUUCAGCUGUGGAUCUUUGGGAACACCAACAUCAAGAUCCUGAAAUUGUAAAAAUUCGUACAGAAAUGGCUGAAAACAGGCCAGACACCACACAGAAAUUUGAGUCAUCCAACACUACCAUUCGCAUCCAUUGAGUGGUCAUGGAAGUGUUUUCAAGACAAGAUGUGAACUGACAUAAAGAACUAUGUUAAAUGCUGCAAAAAGUUUCAACUCUACAAACACAGCAAUCAAAAACCGGCUGGGAAACUUCAACCAAUUAGCACAACUCAUCACAACAAAAUGUUGGGAGUGGACAUUAUGGGACCAUUACCAUGCAGCACCCCUCACCGCAAUGAGUAUCUGUUAGUCUGUGUCGACUAUUACUCACGCUGGGUGGAAUUGUUCCCCAUCAGAAAAGCAAGUGCAGAAGUUGUGUCAGCAAUUCUCAGAAAUGAGAUUAUUACCCGUUGGGGUGUCCCAGACUUUGUGGGAACUAUGUGUGUAUUAAUACAUGCAUA
Messenger RNA from Danio aesculapii, 4007 nucleotides. RefSeq lists its product as uncharacterized. The transcript is spliced from 2 exons. The record is from RefSeq and is a predicted model, not a curated record. Lineage: Eukaryota; Metazoa; Chordata; Actinopteri; Cypriniformes; Danionidae. The coding region runs from base 111 to 1292 and encodes 393 amino acids.